Messenger RNA from Quercus robur (English oak), 883 nucleotides. RefSeq names its product zinc finger protein ZAT11-like. The record is from RefSeq and is a predicted model, not a curated record. The transcript is spliced from 2 exons. Lineage: Eukaryota; Viridiplantae; Streptophyta; Magnoliopsida; Fagales; Fagaceae. Bases 83 to 598 code for a protein of 171 amino acids.
UUCCUCGUUAAACAUUUGCCUUUCAUAUCAUUUUCGUUACCAAAAGUUCAACAUUUGUGUUCAAACUUCUUUUUACAUAGCUAUGACAAUGAAGAGGAUGAGAGAAGAUGGUGGGAUAGAGAGCUUAGACAUGGCUAAUUGUCUAAUGUUGCUCUCUCAUAGCUUAGAGACCAAGCACAGGAAAGCCUCACGGGCUGAUGUGUUUGAGUGCAAGACUUGUAAUCGUCAAUUCCCAUCGUUUCAAGCUUUGGGUGGCCACAGAUCAGCGAGCCACAAGAGACCAAAAUUGAUGGGGGAAGAACUGAAAGAGAGUACAAAAACUCAGAACUUGGGGAAUAAGCCUAAGAUGCAUGAGUGCUCAAUAUGUGGGCUUGAGUUUGCUAUGGGGCAAGCUUUGGGUGGUCACAUGAGGAGGCAUAGAGCAAUGAUGGAUGGUGCAUUUUCUUCCGCUAUCAUAGAAAAGAGAGUGCCGGUGCUGAAAAGAUCAAAUAGUAAGAGGGUUAUGUGCUUGGACUUGAACUUGACACCUUUGGAGAAUGAUUUGAAGUUACUAUUUGGGAAGAAGGCUCCUCAAAUUGACUUUACUUUGAUGAUUUGAUUUGAUACCACAAUUGUAGUAGGUGCUAACAAUUUUUCAUUUCAGAUUCAUUGAUUUAUUUUAUGUACAAUGCCAUUCUUUUUAAUUUUUUCCAAUUUUGUAUUGAAUAUAUUGGAUCUUAGUUGUAAAAAUGGUUUUGGCCUUUUACAUUGGCAUGUCCUUAAAUUUGGCAUCCAUUGAGGAGAUGAGAACACCUGCCUAUGAAAUUUCAGAGAAAGGAGUGAAGUUGGCUCUUACAGAAAGCCAAAUACCGCAUCUUCAGAGAACUCCUUUUGCAGAUUUAAA